Messenger RNA from Symsagittifera roscoffensis, 2793 nucleotides. Its product is annotated as ankyrin repeat and EF-hand domain-containing protein 1-like. The record is from RefSeq and is a predicted model, not a curated record. Lineage: Eukaryota; Metazoa; Xenacoelomorpha; Acoela; Convolutidae. Gene Ontology annotation, molecular function: protein binding; calcium ion binding. The coding region runs from base 309 to 2768 and encodes 819 amino acids. The transcript has 15 exons.
UAUUAAACACGUGGUUUUUUGCCUAUUCAAUAAAAAAUUAAUCACCUUACUUCCAUAUUGAACAAAAAGCAAAGCCAGCUCUGAAACUCAGUUUCAGCGUGCCACAGUUAUGUAUUCCAAUAAUAACAACAUACUAACUGUUACAGAUUAAAUUGGAUAGGCCUUUACCAACUAUUUUAUUGCCAAUUACUUGAAAAGUCUUCUUGGUUCACUUUCCGGUUUGAAAACUCUCAUUAGGUGCCUUAAUUGAAACAAAAUCGAUUAACUAGAACUUUAUUAUAAUUUCAGAUCUAUAACUUAUUCUCCUAAUGCAACUAGUUGUUAAGACGCGCUUGGAAGAGCUGCAACUUCGGAAGUUACUGGACUGUAUUCGGAACAGGAACCAGGAAGUGUUGAACAAAAUUAUCCAGAAUGGGCUUCCUCACUUAGUCAAUUACGUCGAGAAGGGCCCAGAAGGCAUCGGAGCAGUACACUUAUGUGCUCUGGAGAAUGACUGGGCCAUGCUUCAUGAACUGUUCAAGGCAGGAGCCAAUCCGAACCUACAGGACGCAAAGGGGAGGACAAUUUCCAUGAUUGCGGCAGAGUAUGGACACGUGCAGGUCAUGAAGCUGCUAGAUAGUGACUCACUAAAGGUCAACAUGAAAUUGAAGGACGAAUCUGGUCGUGGGGUGUUGUUCCGGAGUCUGGCGAAGACAAAGAGACACCUGAUCUGUGCUGAUAUUGCGAUCAGGCGAGGGGCAGACACCAACAACUCCGACUUCGAAGGAAUAUCGGUGCUGCAUGAGGCAUGUAUCCGGGCGAGUGAGGUGGAGGACAUCUGCAUCCGCCUGUUGGAGUUCGGGGCUGACCCCAAUGCACAGACAGCUGUAAGGAUGGACACUCCAUUACAGGUUGCAGCACACGACGGAUGCAUCAAGGUGUGUAAGGCGCUGAUUGGCGCAGGUGCUAGAGUGGAUGCGGUGAAUAGGAAGAGAUUGACAGCCGCUCACUUUGCAGCCAAGGCAGGACAUAUUGAAGUGUUGCAGGUACUCACAGCACACGGGGCUGCAAUGGACCAACAGGACACGCUAGGCAACACUCCUUUGCACUACGCUGCAAUGAGCGGCCACCAACUGUGUGUGAAGUUGUUGGCUUUCAGAAUGUGUCCUGGUUCAGUUAAGAACAAACAGGGUCUUCUGGCUAGCAAAAUCGCCCUCAUUAUGAAGAAGGAACAGGAGACUAAGGCGGAUAAAAAACAGUUUCAACUGUGCUCUAAGUGGGCAAAGAAAGCUGCCAAGUUAGAAGCUGCUCAAAAGAUCAAGCCGGAGGAGUUGCGUCUUUAUGACUGGGUUCAGGAGUACCAGUCUGACCUACUCGAUCAAUUCCAUCAGGUGGACCCCGAAUCCACAGGCCACGUGGACGAGCACGCCUUCUAUGACGUCAUGGAGAUGCAUGGACCCAAGUCGGCCACACCCGAAAUGUACAGGAAGAUUUACAAACUGCACGAUCGGGAGAAUUCGGGAGUGAUUAAGUACGAGGAGUUCAUACUUGGGAAGAAGUAUAUCCACAAGACCUAUCUCAGGUCAGCAUUCCUCCCCAAAGGUCAAAAGGGAAAGAAGAAGAAGAAAGGGGGCAAAGGGAAAGGUGGGAAAAAGAAGAAGUUUAAGCUGGCAGUUCCAAUCUGCACCCGAGACGAGGGACCCCGAAUGCCAAAUGGAGCGCCUCCGGCGAGCUAUAUCCAACAGCUGGUGCCACUCGUUGAUUGGUCCAAAUUCACUCGCGACAACCAACCCAAACAUCCUAUAUUUGAUGACUCCUAUUGGUACAUGAAGGACAGUGGGACUUCUUAUGUGAACUUGAACACGGCCACUAGGAGUGGGGACGUGGAGUCUCUCAAGAAGGCCAUCAUGCUGGGCCACACAAACGUCGAUCAGCGUGACAAAUACUAUAAGACUCCUUUGAUGGCCGCCUGUCGCCAGGGUAAUGUCCAGAUGGUCCGUUUUCUACUCAGUCUGGGCGCAGAUGUGAAUGCCAAAGACAACUUCUUCUGGACACCACUUCACUUCGCUUGCAACUCCGGCCAGUUGCCGAUUGUCCAGCUGUUACUGGACGAAGGUGCUAACAUCAAUGCACUCACAAUGCAUAAAGCUACGCCAUUGAUGAGAGCGGUGGAAACUUCUAGAAUAGAAGUGGUCGAUUUCUUACUCGAAAAAGUGAUAGCAGAUGUUAAAUCAGCGCAAGGUGCCCGCGUGUCGAUUGAGACUGUGAAGGAGGAGACUGUGAUGGACAAGGCCUACAGUUGGAGUGACCCCCGAGUGACUGUCAAAGUGAAGAACAGGUACGACCAAGUGGUUCCCCCUCUCUCAGACGCAGAACUGGCCAAGAAGAAGAAGGAGAAACUCAAACUCAAGCAGAAAAACAGAGCUGCGUCGGCAAGAAACCAGCGCAGCUCUGCGCCCGCAAUCAGCAAAUUUAAACCCUUCCUGCCUCCCCUGCAGACACACAAAGGGGGAGAUACAAACAUGGAGCCAGAGUCCAUCUUCGACUCCAACCGGAAGCAAUCAGUAGUCCUUAUGGCGUCUUCACUAUCUACAGGCACGAAAUACGACAAAGAAGAUAUCACAUAUAAUCCCGGAAGAUGGUGGGUCAAAAUGAGGUCAACUGAUGACCUUUUGAAGGAGCGCCAGAUCUUGAGGUCACAGCAUACAUGGGAACAUGACUUCCCGAAGACGUUCAAAAUGCCUUUCCCCAAACACAUUGAGGAACAGGCCAAGAAAUUUGACGUUUAAUUUUUAAACCUAAUCCAGAAAUGAA